GUCAAAGCUUUCGCGUCGGCCGCAAAAGUAACUAACGGGAACAAGCGAAAGAAUCUUACAGAGUGAAACCAGAAGAGACGACAGAGAGCACAGAAAAAAGAAGAGACAAAAAGUGAUUGUUUUUGUGUGUUAUCAGUGGAUGCAAGUGGACGACGCUUUGCCUCCUGAUUGAGUACUGGAGAUUGGACCGAACGCGGAGGAGGAGCUUCUCAGCAGCACAGGUGGCUGUUAAAUAUGGCCGGUUAAAUAGACUCCGACCUGACGCAUAAAUAAAGAAGUAAAUUUAACUGUAACUGUAAACGACAGACACUCACUCGUGCUUUCUGCGGGUGUGUGUGCUUAAGUGCUUUAACGGUUAAAACAGUUUUGUGUGUGUGUGUGUGUGUGUCUGUGACAGUCACUCAAUUAAAAACCGCAAAGAAAACGCAAACAGAAAAACGUCCUGUCCUGUCCUGUCCCUUUGCAGAUUCCCACAAGGGCUGUUGAAUUUUUUAAGCCAAUUAAAUUUUUUUUAAAUCAAAUAUAAAACCAAAGUGAAAUGAAACGGAAAAUGGCCGCCUAAUGGACUCUGUCAGUCUUUCAACCUGAGCGCAACAGCACCAGCAGCUGUGGCAAUUAAAAAUCUCACUCCUCAGUCCAGCUGGAAAACGUUGAAAGUACCGCCAUAACAGCAACGGGGCUUAAUUAGCGACAAACGCUAAAAACAAACAAAACAAACAAAAUCAGAAAGGGAGAAACAGAAGAGAAACGGCAAAGGGAAAGGGAAAGGGCCAAUCAAAGCGCAACAAGAGCUUUUGAACGACUAAAAUGUUUCCUAAAUGGUUUGGCAGCUAUGCCAAAAUUGUUAACAAAAUCAAAUAAAUGCGACAAGAACAAAAGGAGGAGAGCGAGCGAGCGCGAAAAAGAGCAGGAAGUACCGGAAAAACCGAGCAGUGGGUGGAGCAGGCGGCGACGACAGGUGGCUGGUAGUCGCGCCCCCAGACCCUCCUCCAACCAUUAACGAAAGAGAGAGAGAGAGAGCCUUACGCCGCCGUCUCAUUGAAUUAAUUUCGUGGAAGGGGGGAGCCAAGCAACAUUCCCUCCAGCGAUUGCCCAAAAACCGAAACUCCCGCACUUGGUGGGGAUAGGGCUACCAUCCAAAUCAACGGCUGUCAGACAGAAAGUCGCUUUUUAUUGAUUUUUAUAAAGCCAGAGCCAAGCAACAAAAACAGCAGUAGCACCGGCACCAGCAGCAGCAACAGCAAUAGCACCAGCAACAGAGAAUAAUAACACAAGCAGCAGAAACAACAAAAUAAAGAUUCAAACGCAAUGUGAAUAAUUCCCUAGUUGGACAGGAACGAGCAAGCACGAAACAGAAGCAGCUAACGGCUAACGAAUCGUUGGAAUAUUCGCUCACUCACUCGCACCCCAACUCUUACCCAACUGCUCCUAUUGCUCACCUACUCACCUCCUAGCUGCUGCUACCUCUCCUACUCUGUCACACUAUCGAAACGUUCAUCAAAUGCGAUUCGAUGACGCUUCAGCAGAGACAGAACACACAGACAAUGAGCGAGAGAGACAGGGACCCACCCACAGAGCUCCAUAAAAAUGUGUUAUAAAAAUAUACACGCAUAACUUUCCCCUCGCUCUCUCUUUGUCUAGCUAAAAGGGACAUAAAUAUCAGAGCGAGCAAGGUAGUAGAGGAAACAAUAACCCAAUGCAAAUGUCAUUGGCAAAGUCAAUUAGAAGAGUAACUGGCAACAAACUGAGGAUAACUUGAAUCGAAAUGCUGCUGCAGUUGCACAAUUCCAACUAAAUAAGUGUAGCAGAGUGUAGUGUGUGUGUGCGUGACAAAGCAAGACUGAUUUUAAUGUUUAGUUAGAUUAUUUUUAAAAUAAAUCAACUAUUCUGCAAACCAAAAGCAAGAGCGAGAGAGAGAGAGAGCCGCAUCAGCAACAGCAGCGAAUAAUCCAAGCGGAAACCUUAGCAAAGAGGGAAAACAGGAAGAGCUAGAAGAAUCCCAUACAAAUCAGAAGCAACAGCAAAAAACAACGACAGACAACCCACAAACAGAAUCAUACGCAACAAUGCUCGUGUUCAUAGCCAUACUGUUUGUUAAUGCCUGCCUGGCGGGCACCAUUCCCGCGACGCCGGAGAACAUAACCGUAACCUUUCUGACACCCACUGCGGUGCGGGUGUCAUGGCAAACGCAAAUCGACCUGAAGGCACAUCCCAUCGAGAAGUACGUCGUGACGUACAAGCCGACAGACGACAGGGUUGUACAGGACGUUGCCGGUAGCAGCGAGGCCAUUGUCCUGGAUCGUCUACUGCCCAGCACACAGUACUCGCUGGUCGUGACGGCCAUCUGGCAGGGCAAAAAGUAUCGCAGCCGUGGCCAAAUUAAGUUCAGGACCCUAGAUCUGCCCAGGAAUACCUCUGAGCAGGACUUUCCGCCUGGCAUCUUUGGGAACGGCAACGGGAAUGCCAGUGUACGGAACGCAACCGGAAAUGGAAGCAGCUUUGGCGAUGAUGUGACCUCCACGGCCACCAAUACACUGACCCAUAGCACAACCCGAGAGUUGCCCACUAUACGCGGUGUGGAAAUCGGCAUUGUGCUGAUCGUGCUCAUGGUGUGGGCCGGCGCCAUAGCUCUGUUCUUCAAUCGUUGGGGCAAGAUCCGAAUGCUGCUCCCCUACCAGCCGGACUACAAGCACGAGCAGCUCAAGGUGCCGGGCACGGGAGUGUGCAGCGCCAGCGGCUGCAAUGGCCAGCACUCGCAUCAGUUCGACAGCAGUGACUGUGCCAACGCCAAUCCACCGUUGCACUGCAAUAGCCGCGUAAGAACCUUGAGCAGAACCAUCGGAACGACCCCCAGAUCGAGGCCUCUACUGACACUCUUUCCAUUGCAGCACAUCCACAUGCUGGCCGAGGAGCACUCCACAUCCAUAUCGGAGCGCUGUACCCGGAGUCGCAUCAAUUCGGCCAUAUUCGUCUCGUCGGAGGGUCGCGGAUUCGACUCGAUUGAGUUCCUGCGCCGCCACGGCUCCCAGAGUGUCCUUUGCCGAAAGGCCAAGAGUGCGGAGAAUAUCACGGACAAUGGCAGAAAGAAGAGCCUCCGGCAGUGGCGAACCGAUGACGAAACCGUCAAGCGCCAGAAUCUUUCCCAGGAAAGCAACGACAUAGAGAUGAAGGAGUGCGGACACGGGGGAGAAUUCCUCCGCCUGCCAGUGAUCCACGACGCAAAGCCAUCGGCCACAGCUGUGACUAGCCUGCUGGCUCGCUCGGCUGCCAUCACCACGGCCAACAUGAUUGUGGGCAGCAUUUCGCUAGAGGCGCCGCCGCCGUACAUGCAGGACGACGACGCCGAUGUACAGUCGACCGCUGCUCUGAUUCACAGCGAUGGCGCUGCCAUUGUGCACGAAUCGCAGGACUCGGCGGAGACGGUGGAGGAGCUGGUACAUGUCCCGCUGCUGGCCAGUGCCAACGCCACUGCCACCGUUUCCGCCUCAUCCUCGCCCAGCUUUGCCAUCGAGGCGAAGCCACGAGUUCUGGUCCAUCAGCGCUCGUCGACAGCCUCCUCAUCGCCGCAUAGCAGUCCCAAGAACCUGGCACUGGGGCUGAAGAUAAUCAAGCCCAAGAUCAGUGCUGUGCCAAUGGUUUCCGUCUCGGGGCCUUCGCCGCCCAUUGAGAAGCCGCCGCUGGCGGAGUGUUUGUAACAAAUGGCAGCCGAAACAUUUAUCUAAGCGCACGCUCAAGGCAUCUGGACAUCAGACUCAGUCCCAGCACCAGCCAACACACACCACACACAGACCCAGAUCCAGACCCAUCCUAAACCCUUAAAAUCGACUAAUGUGAGAAAUGAGACGAAAAAGGUGGACUUAGAAUGCCAGCAGCUCAAAUAAGUGUUUCGGUGAGAGAUGUGAGAGAAUUUGAACGAAGAAGGAGUGGAAGAGAAGUAGAUAUAGGAGAAUACUGUACCAAAGGUCAUCACCCAUCACCAGGGAAGAAAGCUUUGUAUAUUCAACAACGACUGAAGUAUACACAUACCUACAUUAAUUGAAAACUGAACAAAUGAAAAACAAAAACAAAAACAAACAUGGAACCUAUAGAACUUUAUAUGCCGUUAUAUAUGUACAUAUGUAUGUAUGUUUGUGUACUAUAUACAUAUAAUGUAACUGAUAAAUCAGCUUUAACAACAAACGAGUAAACUAUCAGGCUUUAAUAUUAUGAUUAUGAUGAUGAAUUUCUGGUUUAACCUAGUCCGUAGACGCACAUAGCUGUUGUAUGUAUGAAAUAAGUGAACCAACAAAACAACCAACUCUCUUUUAUUGUUCUCCUAUACAUAUAGCCAAAAAAAACAAAGCACUUUUGGGGCACCACAACUGUUAUACACGCGACCUAUACACAAACACGGAUAUAUACAUCUAUAUUUAUAUACCACGUUAACCCACAUACUCGUGUGUAUUUUUAUGAACAAAAUCUUAGACUAAUUUCCUUAGACUAGAACACCCGCUAAAUGCCUGGCUCGUAGCUUUAAGACGAUCUAACGAACGAACGAACGAACACACAUAGUCCAAAUGUUACUUGCUAACAUAUCAAACAGACAAACACACAAACACACAUAUAUGCAUACUCUACUCUACCCACGACCAAAGCGAAACGUUUGAAACUGUAAACUAGUCUAUAAAUACAUAGUUAUAUGCAUAUCAUAAGGAUAUAGUUAAAUGUAGAGUUUGAAACGUGUUUUUAAAAAUCGAGUUCCAAUGUGUAUUUAUUCAGUGUAGUCAAGUCAUUUCUGUAGUUCGAUUUAUACACGAUUGAGCGGAGAUAAUGCAUGGAUUUAUAUACAUAAACCUAGGGAGUUAGGAACAUUAUUUUAAGAAGCUCCAACCCGCACCAUACCAUACGUUUGCUCCUACUCCUCCUUUCCUCCUCAAACACCGUUUUAGGUAGUCUCUAUACAUUUUAGUUAUGAUACUAAAAUUUAUACUAUAUAUCUAUCCACGUACUAUCCACCUACCUACUAUUUACAUACACACACAAUUGCGACCUAUGGCUCCUAAUAUUGAAUUUGUUUGAAUAAAUCUACAACAUGAAAUGUAAAUAUAUCCAGCACUCGUACCUACCUACCAUGCAUAUUUAAGCUGAAAUACUAUUCAGUGGAACACACAAAAUGUUGUUAUUAAGGAAUUGUCAAUUUAUGGUCCAAAGCUACAAUAAAGAGAACGAACACCACACCACUUGGAUGGGUCAAACAAAUAGCUUAACUAAGUUCUAGUUUAUGUUUGAUUCGCUAUUAAGCAAAAGUAAAAUCAUGUGAAUGUGUAUUUUUGAAAUCAAAUAAACGA
Molecule: messenger RNA, 5327 nt
Organism: Drosophila obscura
Lineage: Eukaryota; Metazoa; Arthropoda; Insecta; Diptera; Drosophilidae
Exons: 8
Coding region: 2067-3695 (542 amino acids)
Molecular function (GO): protein binding
Source: RefSeq, a predicted model, not a curated record